AUGAUAAUCAAUUGCAGGACCAAUCCAACCGAGAGUGAUAUUGUUGGCAAUUACGAGCACAUUGAGGUGGAUUUCGCGGAUGAUCGUUCGCAGUAUUUUGUUAAGAUAUACUACGCUGAGCGUUUUCAUAUGCUACGUAAAUUGCUAUUUGUUGAGGGUGAAGAUUGCUUUAUUAGGUCAUUGUCGGUUUCAACCAAAUGGAAUCCACAAGGAGGGAAGUCAGGAGCAUCAUUCUAUCAGACUCACGUCAGUUCAUGUUUGCAAUCUUUUUUUGGAUGUGUCUUUAGGUCUUCUUUAGGUCUUUAG
Molecule: messenger RNA, 306 nt
Organism: Anisakis simplex (herring worm)
Lineage: Eukaryota; Metazoa; Nematoda; Chromadorea; Rhabditida; Anisakidae
Source: the annotation of a GenBank genome assembly